AUGAGACAAGACGAUCUUGACCAAGGAGCGAAUGGACUGGGACUAAGUGUAGCUCAACAGAAGAUCAGCUCCUCCGGGUCAGACCAUGGUGAGCGAGAUGCUAGAUCGCAAGGAGGAAGAGGAAGAGGAAGAGGAGGAAGACGCGGUCGGCAUGAUGAUCCCAGGGUCCAGUUGUCGAAACGCCUGACCUAUGCCCUCCGGCACGGCGCGGAGAAGCUCGGUCUCCGCCUUCGCCCCGACGGUUUCGUGAGUCUGGACGAGCUCCUCAGCAAGCCGAGCUUUCGCGGAGUGUCGAGAGAGCAGGUGGAACAGGUGGUUGCGUCGGACGAGAAGGGCCGCAUGACCAUCGCAACCUUCCCGGUGUCAGGAGGAGAGGCGGCGGGCAGCGCCAGCGCUUGUGCUGACCCUGGCGCGGCCACGAACCAGGCCGUCUUCAUUCGAGCUAACCAAGGCCAUUCCGUCAAGGGGGUUAUCGACGAAGAGAAACUCCUUACAAGGGUCGAGGACGCGGCCGAUGUCCCUGUCUGCGUGCACGGCACAGACCGCAAGAGUUGGUCCAACAUCCGAGAGGAGGGGCUCCGUUGCAUGAACCGGACACACAUACACUUCGCGGCGGGGCUGCCCGGAGAAAGCGGGGUCAUCAGCGGCAUGCGCAAGGCCUGCAAGGUGUUGAUUUACGUGGACGUGGCCGCGGCAAUGUCGGACGGAGUCGCCUUCUUCCGGUCCACCAACAACCCGGCAAGAACGGCACCCUGGAGCCAAGGUACUUCUCCCGCGUUGACGGCGCUACUGCUACCGCGGGCGAAGACGCUUCGAAGAACGUCACGCCUGACAAGCAUGAUGCAACUCCGAGGGAUGCCCCGCCGCUGCCACCGGGGAAGGGGGAAGGAGGACCGACCAAGGCCAGAUAAUGUUCGUGCUCGGGAAAAGAAAGGGAAAUGGAACGGGAAAGCGAAUAACACCCACCCCCUCCCUUGUGCUGUUGGCAAGUUUGGACCGAUGGAAGUAAUCGAAUUCCCGACGGUGCUGCUAGACGCACAUUCUCUCAAAGUGCUCGACGAGUUUCGCGUCUACGUACGUCCUGUCCGGCACCCCAUCCUCACACCGUUCUGCACUAGCCUGACAGGGAUAGAACAGUCCACCGUGGACGGGGGAGUUCUGUUCGAGGAGGCGCUUUCACAACACACGGAGUUCUUGCGGCGCAAUUCGUGCCUUCCCGGCCAAGAACGGUCGUGCCUCUUCGUAACAUGCGGCAACUGGGACCUCAAGACCAUGAUGCCCGCGCAGUGCAAGCUCAUCGACGCCCCGGUGCCUCCGCACUUCAACAGCUGGGCCAACAUUAAGGAAGUUUUCAGGGACGUGAUGUACCGAGCCGCCCGGCAGUCUCAACGCCGACCCCGUGGUGGGAAGGUGGGCGGCAUGCCGGCCAUGCUCUCUGCUCUGGGCUUGGUGUUGGAAGGGCGGCACCACAGCGGGUUGGACGACUGCAGGAACAUCGCUAGGAUAGCGAUAGAGCUGUGUCGCCGAAGCAGGCGACAGAUACAAGCAACCGCUCCCUGGAAUACCGCUGCUGGCCGCAGGUGGUAG
This is a messenger RNA of Ectocarpus siliculosus, 1587 nucleotides long. Lineage: Eukaryota; Phaeophyceae; Ectocarpales; Ectocarpaceae. The record is from the annotation of a GenBank genome assembly.